Molecule: messenger RNA, 7089 nt
Organism: Eriocheir sinensis (Chinese mitten crab)
Lineage: Eukaryota; Metazoa; Arthropoda; Malacostraca; Decapoda; Varunidae
Product: BLOC-2 complex member HPS3-like
Exons: 19
Coding region: 199-3546 (1115 amino acids)
Biological process (GO): organelle organization
Cellular component (GO): cytoplasm
Source: RefSeq, a predicted model, not a curated record
GGCCUGCUCAUGGUUUGCCCCGCGGCUGGACGUGACACUCCACCACUGACCCCCUGCCUCGGGGCCUGCCCCGUGUGUCCUAGUUAAGGUGUUGGCCCUAAGUGUUGCCGUGCCUCUGCCGUGCCUUUGCCGUCUCUGCCUCUCUGGCCUCUGCACGGGGAAAGACUGACUACCUGUUGAGGCAGGGGCAGCAGCAAGAUGGUGCGGGUCAUCUCCGUGCACCACUUCACCAAGCAAGAUGUGGCCGGCCUCGAGCGCUCCGGGGGCCGGGGAGUCACCAAAGGGAAGGAUGACAUUCUGCUGGUGGGCGGGGAGCAUACUGUGGACAUUCGUGAUCUGAAGGCUGGUGGGGCCCUGCAAGGCAGCUUUCCCACUGUUGACUUGGUGCAGCAAAUAGUGUAUUGUGAAACAGGCAAUUUUGUGGUUACGUUGGAAACCAAGCCAGCAAGGCAUGGUGGAGAUCACCGAUAUGUACGUGUUUACCUCAACUGGGAGCAUAAUACCACCAACCAACCCAUGCGGGCAAGGAUUGCUGGCCGUGUCACACCCAGCAGCCAGUCGGGUGUUGCCAAUCUCGAGAUGGUGGAGAUCCCUCUUCGUAAACCAGCGGAGUUCAUUGCCUGCUGUCAGUCAACUGGAAAUAUUGCUGUGGCCUGUGGUAUCAGUGUGACAGUAUUCAGGUUUUGUGAAAAAACACAUGACCUCUCAAAGGUAAAGUUUAUUGACUUUGAAGAGUACAUGGAGCUGGACAUGUCUUUUAUUGUUAAAGAAGUUGCUGUGUGUGAAGACAUCAUUGGGUGCUUAUCGGAGUCAGAAGCACAUGUCUUUCAAAUUACGAUAAAUUCACAACUGUUAAAAGCUAAUUCAGAAGAAAAAGAGAGCAAGCAACAGGAGAAACGCAGCAAGUCCCGAUCUAAAUCCAAGACACGGUCAGCCUCAAGAUCUCCGGGCCGCAGCAUCGACUCCCUGAGCUCCAUCUGCUUGAUGAGGGACCGGCAAUCACUCAAGAAAGAGGAUUCACUGGUAUCCAUAAGAGAUGCUGAUGACUAUGUAGACUUGAGCAAGAUGACGUGGGUCCCAACACUUUCAUAUGGACGGCGGCGCCCCACAGAAGACAGCCGUUUUCUCCUCUUCCCCUCACUGGUAGGAGCCGCUCAGUGCGGUCCUGUGGCUGAACCAGGGGAGGUGAUUGGUCCUGUCAGCUCAGCGCGGUGUUCCACUGUUCGUAUGAAGGUGCUGACUGGUAAUGGGUCAGGGGUGAAGCUGCCAGCCAAUGUGUUUGAAGCAGUGACGCUCAUCCAUCGCCGAGCAGACCACAACACUGAUCCUGACAUUCCCUUCUCCAACCUCAUGCUGACAGCUGUAUAUGAAUCAGAGAAAGGAAAAAAUGAUGGUAAGGUCACACACCCUCGCCGGCUCUCUCACCCAUUGCAUCCUCCUGCUGGCGCCCCCCACAAGGUUGGUGCCUCGGUCUUCCUCACCACCCCUCACGUCGGCCAACUCUACCACAUCACCCUCUCCCAUGAUCCCUUCAGUGGCAAUGUGGUCCGUGGUGGUGUCUUUUCCUACACGGCGCCUGUGUACUCGGUGGCACUUGAGCCGUCUCUUCUGCAUGCCCUCACACUCACUGGCCUGGAGACGUACACUCUCAGGCCUCACCCGUUUGUUGUUGUCUCGCACCUUCCAGAGGGCCUCAAUAUGGUUGUCCCUCCCCACUGGGAGGAGACAGUGUGUCUGGUGGGCCUGCGGCCGUUCCUCAACGUAGAGACACUCACCCUCACCAAGUCAUGCCUGGCCCUCAUUGCCGCCAAUAAUGAGGGUGGUGACAAGUCCCACACUGUCUAUGCCCUCCACCUGCCCAGUGCUGCCAGCCUGUACAAGGAGAUGGUGCGUGUGGGGCGUAGUCACCGCAACGCCUCUCAUUCUACAUACUUGCACCUUCUUUUGGAAGCGCAUUUGAUCCUUACCACCGCUCUUCACAACGAGCUGCCUCAGCUUGAAGAGGAUGGUGAAGACCUACACUCCCUGCUGCAGGAUUCCUCAGCAUUGCUUGGGGACUACUAUGCCCAGUGUGAAACUGAGUCAGAAUGGAAACAGGCCACACAGUACUACCAGGUGUCCAGCCUCACCCCUGAUGCAAUAGUGGAGCGGCUGGACCUGCAGUGCCCUGGCCUUGUCCCUGUUGUGUCGGCCCUUCUCCUCAACCCCAACACACCACCACUUACAGCUGCUCAGGCUAACUGUGUGUUGGAGAUGAUGGAAAAGGUUGCCCCUUACAAAGUUUCUUCAAUAAUUCUGAAAUCAAAUUGCUUUAAGGAAUACAAAAAAGACAAGGUAUUGGGAAUCAUAAAGCAAGAAUUAUCAAAGACACAGGAGCCUCGGCCAACAGAUGUCCUGGCUUUGGCCCUUGUGAUUCUGGACAGAGGUUCUCCUGAACAGGUGGCAACAGUUGUGGCCUCGCUCCGAGCUUACCAGUUGGUGGUGGUAUUGCUGCAACACUCACGCCUCCUCCUGACAACACAGGAUGGAGCAACCACACUCUCUCCUCUUGCACAGGUUUUGGCAGAGCACAAAAAGGAGGUUUUCACAGAGGUGUUUGUGUCCCUGAUUGGAGAGGGUACUCUUUCCCUGAACGCCUUUGUUGAUGCCUUCAUAGCAGUGUACCCAAUUGUGUCCUGUGGCCCAGAGUGCAACACACACUCACUCUGGCUGAGGGACUUUCUUGAGAAGUUCUUUUUAGAAUAUGCACAUAACUCUGAGAUAACUGACCAGCGCGACCGCUACGACCGAGCCAUCCGGGUGCUGGUGAGCCUCUACCUGGCAAGCCUCAUGGGUGCCUUUGGUGACAAAUCAAAAGAAGAUCCUAACUGGAGUGACCAUAGAGUGGCCUUGAAGGAGCUGUAUGCCCCACGCCCCACUUUUCUGGCUCUUCUGCCUCCCUUCAGCCAGGAGCAGUCCCUGAGCAGGGCCCUGGCAGGGGAGGGAGACACACCAGAGGAAGUAACUCCACAAGAUCCUGAGGAGGUCGGGAAAAGCUUAUCCUCAUCACUGCUGCACCUGGUGGUCCUUCAGUCUCUACUAAGCUCUGAUCUGCCAUCAUCAGAGGACCGUUCAAAUGUUCUCAAAUUUGCCACUGCCAACCCCUCAGCCUUGGGUGCCCAGUCCCUGAAGAUCCUGUGCAUAGACCGCUCACAGCAACUUGACUACAUCUUGCACGAAUUUCCUUAUGCUCUCCUCCAGUUUGGAAAGGAUAUGUACGAGUCACCACUAGAGUGGGAGGAACUGGUGACUAAACUGAUUAAUUACAAAUCGAACCUCCAAGAAUCAGACCCAGCUCACCAGAUAUACUCAGACGUCCUUAACGCUGUCCUCAGUGAGUUGGUCAUGUCUGCGCCUCUGGACACGUUCAUGCGCAUCAUCCCCAGCAGCAGACACGAGGAGUUCAGAGGCCACAUUCGCCAGUGCCAUUCUGCUGCCUUAGCAGUUCACCUUCGCAAUUCCCUUAUGACCUAUGCCAAGAAUGUCUUGACUCAAAUGUCUAAAUAGUAUUAUUUGGAGUUAGGGACAGAUUCAUGCUAGUCAGUAUCUGCUCUAGUCAGUUGUAUUUUCUGAUUAGGUAACUCAUUCAGCAGUUUACAUGAUAGAGACUCUGCUGUAUUUAUGAAUCUCUAGUUCAAUUUUAAUCUUUUGUAGCAUUAAUGGUAUUGAAUAUCAUAAAAACUAAAACUGAAAUGUUAAGGGUUCAUUAUGUGAUCUUGCAUUGUGCCUCCUGUACUGUCAGGUGAAAGUCUCAGCAGUUUACCAACACCAGUACUGCACUACAAGUCCUGGCUUUUAUUAUUCGAUUCUUGAGGCUGCAAGUCAGCCUGAGCUCAUUGCUCUUAGAGGAAUGGAAACUGCUGCUCUCACCUGCUGGUGGUGUAUGUUAGAUCACCCUGACCCCUAGUUGUCCACCCAUCAAAUUUAUCACUGCACAAUUCCAAAGCACUCUGGGCACUUGCCAUGCUAGUGCUUUGGUGGUUCCUUGCUUGCCUCUUUAGCAUUUCAUGUGCCAUCCAUUAUUUAUCCUGCUUUUGUGCUGGAAAUGAAAAGGAGACUGUAACAUCCAGUGUCUGAUGGGCAAAGAUGAAGCACUUGUCAGUCGAGGCUGGAGCUGUACUCCUUGUGUUUGAGUUAUUUAGGGGUGCAACUAGGGAGCUGUUGGAAGACCAGGAUAUUACAGUUUCAUUUUCUGUGGGCUCAAAGAGGAGUGCAAGUUUUGGCUUAGGGAAAUAGGACGAGUUGUUUGGAAAAAAAUAUUAUUCACACGGGUUUAAGCUAUUUAACCCUGAUGGUCUCCUGUACCUUUCCAGAUAGCAAUGACCAGUCCCCUUUUCUAGUCAAGAGGAAUGGUACCAGAUUGCCAUACAGCAGCCAUGACCACAUUCAACCGAUGGAUCACGGUUGCAGCACCAUCUUUGAGCAGCUCUGCACUGAUGUUAAAAGUAUCGGCUGCCUUUUCACCCCUGAAUGUUGCCACAGCCUCAAUGACUUCGUCGCAAGAGGGUGAGGUUUCAUCAUUGGAUGGAUUAGCAUCCACUAUAUCUAGUCCAGCAGGAAAGAGCUGCCUACAAAGGGUUCACUGUGUAUAACUGCUUUAAGUACUCAGCCCAAUGAGCCUUUUGCUCUAUUUCGUUACGGCGCCACAUGACCCUGCAGUUGCGGCACCAAGACCAAACGCCCCAAUAAUCAUCAAUCAUCUAUUUCGUUACCUACUUUUAGUUUUCCCUGGACAGAGCUACUAGCUCAUGUGCCCCAAGUCUGAAUGCCUUGGCUUCUCACUUUGGUGGUGCCUGACUACCACUCCAGUGGAUGGGACAAAAACAUUAACUGCCACCAGGUACCCAUUCACUGGUGGGUAGUGAGGGGCACAAGUGUAAGGAGACUGCCCAUUGGCUCCACUCUGCCUGUAAAUCUUACCCAGGAUCUCUGAGCUGAAAGGUGGUUAGCACACUUCUCACAACUGCAAAGUAUUGGGUUCAAUUCCUGGGCAGAAAGAAGACAAAUAGACAAUCUCCUAACCCCUGCCCACCCACCAGUGAAUGGGUACUUGAUAUCAGUCAAGGAACUGUGCCUCAUCCCCUGAUGAGAAUGUGGUCUGGCACUGCUAAAGAAGUAGCCCAAGGGUUCACACCUGGGACACAUAAGCUUGUAGCUCACCCAGUCUAAGAAGCUACAUCUAGUUAAGUACGUAAAAUUACUAUAGACAUAAAUCUCAAUACGAAUGACCUUUGACCUGCUUAGUAAGCCCUGAAGGAGCUCCACUCCAAGCCUCACUCUCAGAUGGGCACUAUCCAAAUGGCAUAUGAUUACCAUGUGUCGGACAUGGGUGGGCAGAGGGCUCAUUGGACUCGGUACAUAGAGCAAGAGCACUUGUACGUGGUGGACCCUCUGAGUGGGUAGCUUCUAGCUGCUGGGUUGCAAGCAGUGGAUGCUGAUCCAUCCAUUGACAGAAGUCCAACCUCUCUUGAUGAGGUCAGAGAUGCUGUGGCAAAGAUGAGAGGUGGAAACAAACCUACUAAUUAACUAAGGAUACAUUUGCUUCACUCACCUACCGCCUCCACGCCUGACGUUUCCCUAGAGCAAGUCCCCCACGCAGCCACCCUAUCCAUCUCAGGCCCCUUCCAGCAGAAUCGAUCAACUUACACUAGUCAUGAGUUGGAUGGGCAUCCCCUUGGUCUCUUCUGCUCAGGGUUCUCUCUUACAGAAACAAUCCUGUGAGCAGGAGCAACAUCUGGUAAGCAUGCUGCAUGUCCAUAUAGCCAGAGGUGGCAUUCACUGACUAAGCUGGGAACAGGCCUCAAUUCAGUUUCAUUGCAUAGUCGCUGGUUCAACACAAAGUCAUUCCAGCAAUACCCCAUGAUCUUACAAAGGCACUUCGUACCGAAGACACUGACAUGCCUCUCCACGUCACUAUUCAGUGUCCAUGUCUCCCAGCCAUACAGUAAGACAGGGAGCACUAACAACUUAGAUUAAAAAUUUUGUUCACCUGCAUAGAUAUUGGCAAUACUAUAUACAUAUGUUGAGUGUGUCCAGAAAACACUUACUCUAUGGCCUGAAGACGUGAACACUGAAUAGUGACUUGGAGAAGUAGAUAGAUGCCUUUGGUAGUAAGUGCCUACACAAAAUCAUGGAAUAUUGGUGGAAUGACAGCGUCAAUGCAGCUACUACUCGGUGAGACUGAUUCGACAUCUAUUGCUUGCAUAGUAAAUCAUUGCCAACUCCAGCUAUAAGGGGAUGUGACAUGCUACCCAGGAUCAGACCCUGCUCACUUUGUUGUUUCUGUAAGAGAGAACCCUGAGUGGAAGAGGCCAAGAGAACGCUCAGUGUUUGUGGCUUCAGUAAGUCGAUAGAUCAUGCCGAGGUGCCUCGGAUAGGAUGGAGACUUGCCUGGAGAAACCAACAGAUUUGGCGUCAUAGGAUGAGUGGCAUGAUGUGUCCUUCCGCAUAACCUCCGAUUGAUUGAUACCUCCGAUUGAUUGAUUGACUGCUGUAUUGCUGACUGGAAGAGGGGGCUUGUCAUCCCUAUCUUGGAAGGUAAAGGGGAACAUCAGGACUGCAACAACUACCACAGUAUUAAAACUGCUCAGUGUACCAGCCUACUACCAGGCCAGAUGGUUACCCUUCUAUUGCUUAUGCAAAUUAGCAGUCUAUUGCUUAAGUUGCAGUGACCUGACUAGACUGGGUUCAUGCCUGGAAAAGUCAACAACUAUUAUCCAAAUGAUUUGAGUACUGGUGGAGUGACAAAGGAAGUUUCAACAGAGGAUGCUUUCAGGCUACGUCAAUCUUCAGAAAUUGUUUUAGUCAGUGCAUGACAAGGCAAUUUAGGACAGAUUUUUUGUGACUCCAUGGAAUUCCUGGAGGCAUCGUUCAUCUAUUGAUUGCCCUGCAGUCUGGGACUGAGAGUGUUGGGGAGGAGGGGGGUAUUUAACCUCUUUCCUAUGAACUCAGGAAAGUGGCAGAGCUGUAUCCCUCCCCCAUCCCUUUUCAGCCAGUACUUGGCAGAGUUGUGGAGCAUGGAGAAUAUAUAUAUAUAUAUAUAUAUAUAUA